UUAUUUCACACAACACGGCAGCUGUUGGGUUAGGACUGUCUUGAGCAGAGAGAGUCACAGAGAGAGGGAGAGAGAGAGAGAGAGACGGUGUGUGAGCUAGCAGGAGCAGCCUUUGGGUAAUCUACUCAAUCUGGGUCACUUGGAUAAACAGGUCGAGGUUUCUCUCCUUUUUUUCCCCCCAUUCCUUUUAUUUUUCCACCCGGUGCAAACAAUAAUAAAUACAGCAAGUCUUAUACCCAUAGAAGAGGACUGAGGAAUAGGGAAUCUGUUUUUUGAGCGAGCACAAAUUCGUCUGUCGUGCGGAGCUGAUGCAGUGAUUUAUAAAGAGCGGACAGCCCUGGUUGACGCAGUGAAGUGGUCCUUGAGGAUUUCGAGAGCAAGGUUUGCUGGCCAUGGGGAACCUCAUUAAGGUCCUUGGCAAGGAUUUAGAAAACUGUCCUCAUUUUUUCCUGGACUUCGAAAAUGCCCAGCCGACUGAGGCAGAGACUGCAGUGUGGAACCAGGUGAACGCCGUGCUGGAGGUGGCUCAUGGGAUACUGGCGGAGCUGCAGUCCUAUAAUGGGGCAGGGCAGGAGAUACGAGAGGCCAUUCAGAACCCCUGUGACCUUCAGCUGCAAGAACAGGCCUGGAAUGCAGUCUGUCCCCUAGUGGCCAAACUGAAGCGCUUCUACGAGUUCUCUCUGAGACUGGAGAACGCCUUGCGCAGCCUGCUGGAGGCGCUCACGAGCCCCCCCUAUGCCCCGAUGCAGCACCUGGAGAGAGAGCAGGCCCUGGCCAAGCAGUUCGCUGAGAUCCUGCACUUCACACUCAGCUUUGACGAGCUCAAGAUGACAAACCCGGCCAUUCAGAAUGAUUUCAGCUACUAUAGAAGAACCCUGAGCAGGAAUCGGCUAAACAACCUACAGCAUGACGCUGAGAACGAGGUCAACAACGAGAUGGCCAAUCGGAUGUCUCUGUUCUACGCGGAGGCCACGCCCAUGCUGAAAACCUUGAGCAACGCCACCACCAAAUUUGUGUCCGAGAACAAGACUCUGCCCAUUGAAGACACAACAGACUGCCUGAGCACCAUGGCCUGUGUGUGCCGGGUCAUGCUGGAAACACCAGAGUACCGGUGUCGGUUCACUAACACAGACACCAUGCUGUUCUGCAUGCGGGUGAUGGUGGGAGUCAUCAUCCUGUACGACCAUGUGCACCCUGUCGGGGCCUUCGCUAAGACCUCCAAGAUCGACAUGAAAGGCUGCAUCAAAGUGUUAAAAGAGCAGCCUUCAAACAGUGUAGAAGGGCUGCUGAAUGCUUUGAGGUACACCACGAGGCAUCUAAAUGAUGACAGCACCUCCAAGCAGAUCCGAGCCAUGCUGCAGUGAGUGGGACAGAGACGGGGGGAGGAGGGGUCCCUGGGAGAGGCUUGGAGACGAGCAGCAGGGUGGGGCCAUCUCCACUGCGAAACCUCAGAGACGUGUUUGUUUACAUAAAUUAAUGCAAAACAAUUUUAAUGUUAAUAAUAACCCCCCCCCCCCCCAAAAAAAAAAAAAAUCAUCUCUGUGUCUUGUUUUGUAAGAAAAAAACUAAAUAUGAACAAAAAGAAAAAAAAAGAUAUAUAAAAGUUUAAGCUUUAAAAAAAAAAAAAAAAAUCCAUAUAUUUGAUUCCGCAUCAGUACAAUGUAAUGCUGGAG
Acipenser ruthenus (sterlet) is the source of this 1673-nucleotide messenger RNA. Its product is annotated as CYFIP-related Rac1 interactor A-like. Gene Ontology annotation, biological process: regulation of actin filament polymerization. The coding region runs from base 393 to 1364 and encodes 323 amino acids. Gene Ontology annotation, molecular function: small GTPase binding. NCBI's taxonomy places the organism in Eukaryota, Metazoa, Chordata, Actinopteri, Acipenseriformes, Acipenseridae. The transcript is spliced from 12 exons. The record is from RefSeq and is a predicted model, not a curated record.